GUAGUGCGGCACGUUGGGCGGCGUUUGUCUUAAGUGGUCGCGCCCCCUUAACAGCCGACGUCAGACUGGCAGGCCCGCCUGGCUGCGCUCGCGUCCCAGGUGAUAGUAAAGUGCUGAUUGAUUACCACGGAAUAUAAUUGAAACAGGAAAUACGAAGAUGGCAGCAAACCCUUCGGGACAAGGUUUUCAAAACAAAAACAGAGUUGCAGUCUUGGCAGAACUGGACAAAGAGAAAAGAAAAUUGCUUAUGCAGAACCAAUCUUCAACAAACCAUCCUGGAGCUGCUGGCAUCACGCUCUCGAGGCCGGCUCUCAACAAGGACUUCCGCGAUCACGCCGAGCAGCAGCACAUCGCCGCGCAGCAGAAGGCAGCCCUGCAGCAUGCUCACGCACAUUCAGCUGGAUACUUCAUAACUCAAGACUCUGCGUUUGGGAAUCGUAUUCUUCCUGUUUUGCCUCGCCUUGACUCAGAAUGAAGAACACUCGCGAUGAAAGUGACUUUGUAAUAUUAAAUGCCAGAGCCACUAUCGAUCAGUGCUAUACAAACUGUGACUUCCAGAAUUUUGGUACUCUUUUCCAUUUUUUGCUUCUUCAAAAGAAAAGAACAUGUACAUGAAAAUAAAAGGAAGGCCAAUGAAAAUGAAGAAAGCUUUGGAUAAUCCAUCUGAGGCCCCGACUGUGCUACCUGGUGUGUUACUGGUUUGGAAUACUAUCUGAUUUUUAACUGUAAACCAGACUGAACUGGAUAGUUACCUAAAGUCACCCCAGCCUCCCAACAUGUUGGUCUGAAUAUAUCCUGUCCACAACAGACUGUC
This is a messenger RNA of Lepus europaeus (European hare), 814 nucleotides long. Its product is annotated as SOSS complex subunit C-like. The record is from RefSeq and is a predicted model, not a curated record. The transcript has a single exon. The coding region runs from base 158 to 475 and encodes 105 amino acids. Gene Ontology annotation, biological process: DNA repair. Lineage: Eukaryota; Metazoa; Chordata; Mammalia; Lagomorpha; Leporidae. Gene Ontology annotation, cellular component: nucleus; nucleoplasm; SOSS complex.